Messenger RNA from Cherax quadricarinatus, 3922 nucleotides. RefSeq names its product serine/threonine-protein phosphatase 6 catalytic subunit. Gene Ontology annotation, cellular component: cytoplasm. Lineage: Eukaryota; Metazoa; Arthropoda; Malacostraca; Decapoda; Parastacidae. The record is from RefSeq and is a predicted model, not a curated record. Gene Ontology annotation, biological process: G1/S transition of mitotic cell cycle. Gene Ontology annotation, molecular function: protein serine/threonine phosphatase activity.
CCAUAAACAAAAAUGGCGGACGUUGACAAGUGGAUAGAAAUUGCAAAAGAGUGCAAAUAUUUGCCUGAAAGUGACCUUAAGAAAUUAUGUGAAACUGUGUGUGAGUUACUCUUAGAAGAAGGAAACAUCCAACCAGUAUCAUGUCCAGUGACUGUAUGUGGCGACAUUCAUGGACAGUUCUAUGACCUAGAGGAACUAUUUAGAACGGGUGGUCAGGUUCCUGACACCAAUUACAUCUUUAUGGGCGAUUUUGUGGACCGAGGUUACUAUAGUUUAGAAACACUCACCCGGCUACUCUCCCUUAAGGCAAAAUGGCCGCACAAGAUAACUCUUCUAAGAGGGAACCAUGAAUCACGACAAAUUACACAAGUGUAUGGUUUUUAUGAUGAGUGCCAAAACAAGUAUGGAAAUGUAAAUGCUUGGAAAUAUUGCUGCAAAGUAUUUGAUCUCCUCACUAUAGCUGCUAUCAUUGAUGAUGAAGUACUCUGUGUCCAUGGAGGCUUGUCCCCAGAAAUUAAUACUCUCGACCAGAUCAGAACAAUUAAUCGAAAUCAGGAGAUUCCUCAUAAAGGUGCCUUCUGUGACUUGGUAUGGAGUGACCCAGAAGAGAUUGACGCCUGGUCUAUGUCUCCACGUGGAGCAGGUUGGCUCUUCGGUGCCAGAGUCACUCAUCAGUUUACGGAAACGAACAACCUAAAACUCAUCUGUAGAGCUCAUCAACUUGUCAAUGAAGGUAUCAAGUACAUGUUUGAUGGUAAACUGGUAACGGUAUGGUCAGCUCCCAACUACUGCUAUCGUGCUGGUAAUGUAGCCUCCAUUCUCAGCUUUACAUCAACCAAUGAGAAGCAUGCAAAGUUAUUUGAUGCAGUACCAGAUGAUAAGAGAGUAAUUCCUCCAGUACACACAACACCAUAUUUCCUCUGAAGCGAGGUGCAAAACAAGAAUCAUUGUUUAUGUAUAUUUGUCAACAAAUGUGUUUAUCCUGCCUCCAUAUGAACGGGUAUGUGGUAGGAGUUUCCCCUGGUCAGACAGAUUAUAUUUUGUUUAUUUUAUGGCAUACUUCAUAAAAAUUAAAAAAAAAAUUCUUGUGUGCAGUCUUCAAGUGCAGUGUUGUUUGUAUUUUAUUCAGUCUAUAUUCUGUAGAAAAACUUCAUUCAUGUAGUUUUGAUAUUAACUUCAAGAAAUAUUGUAGGCACAUAGCAAUUAAUAUAUAUUUGUCUAUUUAUUAAUUACUUUUGGCAGGGGAAACCUCUUCACCUGAAUGUUCAAGUGUCAAGGGUCUUUCAUGACAACUCCCAAGACUGCCUGUUUUCUAGGUAUCUGAGUAAGGCUUAAUCCAUGUGCCUUGAUGCUUGGAUUGGAAUGAGUGUCGCUGUUCCAUUUUGUGACUUGGUUUCUGCGACAGUUGUGAUUGGGCUAGUUUCAUUCCUUUUUAUUUGUAAUUAUUGUUGCAGUUGUUAUUAUAUAUAUAUUUUUUAAGCCAAAGUCAUUUUAUUGGGAAACAAAAUUAGACACUUAUUCCAUCAAAAUUUGCAAAGCCAUCAUGAUUUGAUAAAGUUGGGUCAAAUCAAUGAGGGCUGAUUGUUCUUUGUUACUUAAUGGUGCUGAUCAUGCUGAUGCUAAGGUAAUUUUUUUUUUCUGAAAAUCUGGUUCCUCCCAAGGAAAGUUCUAAGCCAGUAUGCAAUUAUUUUAUCAUCUAAAAUGGUUUUCUUGCUCCAUACUUUCAGUUCAGACAGGCAGUCUUAUUGUAAAUGGUUCUGUUCUAAGUGCAAUAAUAUUGCAUCAAAAUUUCAGCACUGCCAUAUUCAGUAAAACUUGGGCAAAACCAGUAUUUCCUCUAGAUUUUAUUAUAUUCUUCAUAAGUUACAAAAGAUUGGAGGGAACAUACCACCAUUAAGAAUGCAGAGAAGCAUAUAGAGACUGGUGAAAGUAUUAAUUGGGAGGUGAAGUUCACACGUGGUGUAAAUGAUCUCUGUUUUAUGUGAAGGUGUUAAAGGCUAACUGACAGUGUUUUACAAACCAGUAUGGAGACAUGAAUUUUAAAUAGCUAAGGUGAUACAUGCACAAAAAAUAUUUUUGGUGUUAUUUACUCCUUUUUGUCGCAACCAGUAUGAGAUCCACUUCUGUCACAUUGACAGUAGCUUCUUGGUGGCAAGGUAGGGUAGUUUACUGAUCAUUCCUCUUGCAUCUUAGAGUUGGUAUUUGAAAUACAGAUUCUCUUCAGAUGAUUAGUUUCAUGUGAGCUCAAUGAGACUGUAUUUACACAUGGAUUGGCUGAUAUAAUUUACCAUUGCAUUUUUGUGCACUGAUUAGAUGUUAUCAAAGGGAUGAUGAUUUAUAAACAUGAUUGAGGUAAUAUUCUAAAAAUAACUAGACAGUAUUUUACUUAACAGGUGUUUCUUAACCCCUCAGGAGUUGAAAAUUAAGCUAGUUUAGGAUGUUUAGAGUUCAUUGUAUUUCAAGAUUUUUAUAGCAUUGAGCAGAUUUGAAGUGAAUGGUAGGUUGGGUGAUAGGCUAUUUAUUAUGCUCAGUUGAAGAUAGACUAGUCAGUGGUCUAUGAUACUGAAAUUGUAGAUCCGUGUGAGACACUCAAUUUUAAGGAGUGUAGUGCUUCCUAAAGUUGAGGGCAUAGCUCAAUUUAACUUAUUUCAUUACUAAUGGGAGGCCUUAAUAUUUUUGCCUUUGCAACUAGAUAAAUAUCGAAGUUACUGGCAGAUAUGUAUGUUACAUAAAUAGCGUUUUACCGAAACCUGUUUAUUUUUCGAGACAAUGUGAUAUACUUCGAAGCUGUAUACCAGUGAGGGAAAUCUACAAAAGUCUUUUCAGAUUGCAAAUGGAAUGAUGAAAAAAUCUUGAAGGAUUUGGGAUUUCACUCAUGCCUUGCAUUUGUCAUCUUGAACACCAUUCACAUGUGGAUUUCUUGUUUGUACCAGUGGCCGAGAGUAGUUAGUUGCGAUGGAUGUCAGUUACCCUCUAAGACCCCACAGAUUUGAGUUUAGAUUGAGAUGCAUCAUCAUCCACUGACUGUUACUGUGAUGUCAACAUUACCUGUGUAUUCUAGUUAUACUCAAAUUUCCAAACCAACAGUAGUCUGUGAUUGUCUUCAAAACAUAUUCAACAAACUUUCAUGAUACAAAAGUUUCUAAAUAAAGCUUGCGACGAUUUAACUUUCCUCAUUCAUACCUCUUUUUUUUUCUGACAUAUAUUUACAUGUAAAGCUUGUCUUUAAGAUGGUUCUUAAUAUUUAUUUUUUUAGCCUAAGAAAUGAAGGCACAUACAAGGUACAAAGUAUCAAAUUGUUUUUCUUAAGGGAAUAAAGACAAAUAUAGUAUUGAUGGCCUCACCCAGAGCAAACAUGGAAAACUAUAUUGUGGAGCUCUUGUUGUCUUUUUUUUUUUUAUAUAGAGAAUAAUGGAGAGGUGUUUAAGGCUAUAAGUAAAAUUGGGUGUUAAUUCAAAUGCACAAGUAUAUUUAAUUCUGAAUGUGUAAUUAGUCAUUAAUUUUUAAUGAUUAAUGAAUACAAAGUAGAUGCAGCCAAACAUGGAACUACCCUAAAUGGAUAUUUUGUAAGCAUUAUUUGAUUCAUUUUCUCUUAGUUUUUGUGAACAUUACUUGCCUAAAAAAGGCUGCAAAUGCCUACUGAUACUUAUAGUUUACAAUGAGUGACAUAGUUUAAGCAGGAAAGAUAUUUAGGAUAUUUGUAUGGGUAGUCUUUAGCCAUGUAUUAAGUGUUGCUAUAUUAUAGCAAAACUGCAUUGGGUCUCAGUUAUAGUAUUUCAUUUUUUCCAUGUUCCUAUACCAAAAUAAUCCUGUGAUGAAGAUUCUGACUUUGGGAAGAAUAACAAUCUGUAUAUAGUAUUCAAGAAUCGAAAAGAUAUCCCUCAGAGUGUAAAAUCUUAAAAUAAAUAUGCUUAACAUAAAA